GGACAAAGCCCAGGCCAGCCCUGCCAGGGGACCUCGAGGCCUGCCGCUUGCGUGGACCCAUUGCCCGACCUCGGGUCUGGACCCCAGGGACAGCAAGCAGCAAGCAGGGCGGGCUGCACCGCCAGAGCAGCAGAAUCAAGGUACGUAGGAGACCCGCGUCCGUCCUUAGGCUCCUUCUGGCCCCCCUCCCCCGCCCUGGGAAAGCAGUGGCAGAAGGAGGCAAUGCAAAGUGAGCCCAUUUGGUAGGGGAAAGGAGGGUUCAGGGAUGUAUGGAGAGCUGAAUUAGGGGUUGGAAAGCCCAUGGCAUUGGGAAAGAAUGGAGAGGUAAUCUGGAGUGUGCUGUUAAAGGACGGGGAUCGUUGGAAAAUAUUUUCUUAAAACUUCAGGCAAUGAAUGUAUUAUUUAAUAGAUUUCUUCUGAUCUACUUUGUAAUUGGUUGCCCCUUGCAAGAGAUUGUAUUUGGAGGAUGUAAAAGACCCUCCUUCAAUUACUUGGAGAAAGGGAACAUAAACAGGGAUUUCUUCUUUUUUAGCCUCCAAAGCUCUGAGAGCUUACACUUCUGCAUAAUUUAAUUCUUUCCUACCUGCUAUGAGCAGGUCUCCAGAUCAGCAAGUUCCUUUGGAAUGGUUUUGCUUGUUUUUGUUUAUUUUCCAUGGUGCUGAUUAGAAAGCCACGAAUUGUUUUGUGAAUUUUAAAUUUCAAGAGGUGGCACCCAGAGUUGAUGGUGGUUUCCUUCACACAUUGCAGUGUAGUUGCAGCAUAAAAAAAAUACUUCCUGUGACAAGAAGUGGAAAAAGAAAGUUGAUGAGCUAAGAAAAGUAGAGCCUUGAGCCAGAUCAACCAUUUGGCUUCCUCAAAUAUGGAGCAAGCAUGGAAUGUGGCUUUUUCAGAAUCGAGGGGGUUUUUAGGAUUGGGCAGUGAAUGCUGUCUGGGGCUAACCUGUCCCAUUUGUGGCUGACAACCCUUAGGAGAAGGUCAGAAUGUGCCAACAGCACAGAGUGGGCACUGGUGGUAUUUGAACUCAGAAGUGCUCAGGAACUGUGAAAGUUUCUCUGUUAUCACCCUGGAGCCAUCUAGUGAAAUAGACCAAGUGAUGCUGUGUAAGAGGCCAUUGUGAGGGCUGGAGAGAUGGCUCAGUGGGUAAGAGCACCAAGUAUUCUUCCAGAGGUCCUGAGUUCAAAUCCCAGCAACCACAUGGUGGCUCACAACCAUCUGUAAUGAGUACUGAUGCCCUCUUCUGGUGUGUCUGAAGACAGCUGCAUUGUCUCACAUAUAAAUAAAUAAAUCUUACAAAAGAUUGUCAUCUACUGCAGUUUCUAUGUGGACAGGGCACAGUUGAAGGGCUUAAAGAUCAAAUACAUUGCCUGUCUUUAAAGAUCAAGUGUAUCACCUAACUUUCAAACCAAGAAAUGUAGUGUCUUUUUUUGCUGCUUGUGUAGCUUUUAGUGAUGUAUCUUUUCUCCUAGUACGUCCUUUGUUUCCAUAAUAGUUGUUUUCAAGUAUAUAUGAUUAUCGCUCCUAUUUGCAGAGCUAUUCAAUAUUUUCAUUGGUUAAAUAUUUGUGGUGAAUUUGCAUUGUGAUAUCAGUAAAAUGCUAUGUGAAAAUUUUAGAGAAUAUACCGGUUUGGGUAAUUUUAAUAACCUUUGCCCUCAAGUGGUGGCCUGUUUUCACAUUGAAAAGUCUGGAAUUCAUUACCAUCCAUAGCAGGAUUGAUAGGGAAGCAAAAUGGACAGUGACAGUUCUGUACUCUUUGACAGUUGUGGGAGCCAAGAAAGAAGUGUGACUUGCUUUUUGUGACUUACAAAAUCAAGACUGAGUAUCAUUACUGUAGAAGCCCAUGGAAAAAAUGAUGAAGUUUUCAGAUAUCACCAGUUAAAGAAAUGGUGGUUUUGCUUAUAUUGAAUUCUGAGUUUCAAAGUUAUGUUUCAUUUUUCUUUAUUCCUUACUGAGGCUUUUUAUUAAGUUUUUAUUCACCAUUACACCCUUAGAUGCACAGGGCUAGGAUUGUAGUAGGUGCUCAAUAAAUCACUGACCAUUGGGGAGGAGGAAUGAUAAGAAAGUAUGUAUUUUCUGUAAGUUCUGUUAGUUUUGGGAACAGGUGGUUUUAGGCUUACCAGUCAAAGUUUGGUAUCUUGUCCAAUAUAAGACAACUUGACAGAACCCCCUUUCUGGCCAUUAUGUUCAACUUAUUUUACUCUUAAUCAUUCUUGAAAAUCAUGGAAGUAGUGUGGAAAAUUGAUUGUACCUGCAGUAUAGCAAAAAAGGCCAGUCUAGAUAGGUAAGCAGUUAUGUUUGUCCCUGAGCCGAUGUCUUAAAACAUCUAGAUUUUAGGAUUUUAGUGUUGUGUUUUCUAAACAUACAUCGUACAGCAAACAGAUAACAUCGUAAUAGAAUAAAGGAAUCUUUUGAUUUAGCACCAAAUUCCAUAAAGCAAUGACUACUGCACAGCUCUCUUGGCCAUAUGAAUAGCAGAAAUUAUAUUUCACUUUUUUAAAGAAAUAACGAAAGUACUAAAGGUUGAAAAAAGCCCAUUGGAAAAGGUCCCUGUGGUGUUUCUCUUUGGUUUCUUGUCCUCUUUCUAGAGGACAACUUUAAGAGGUCAGGGCGGUCAGGUGGUCAGUGUGGUCAGGCAGUCAUGAGAGAUGGUUAAGCGAUGUGCUAGGGCCCCAUAGGCCAGUGAGCCUCACUGAAGAGCAGAGGCUAGCCAGUGAGCCAGUCUGAAGAACAGAGGCUAGCCAGUGAGCCUGACUGAAGAGCAGAGGCUAGCCACUGAGCCUGACUGAAGAGCAGAGUCUAGCCAGUGAGCCAGUCUGAAGAGCAGAGGCUAGCCAGUGAGCCUGACUGAAGAGCAGAGGCUAGCCAGUGAGCCAGUCUGAAGAGCAGAGGCUAGCCAGUGAGCCCAGCUGAAGAGCAGAGGCUAGCCAGUGAGCCUGACUGAAGAGCAGAGGCUAGCCAGUGAGCUGGACUGAAGAGCAGAGGCUAGCCAGUGAGCAUGACUGAAGAGCAGAGGCUAGACAGUGAACCUGACUGAAGAGCAGAGGCUAGCCAGUGAGCCUGACUGAAGAGCAGAGGCUAGCCAGUGAGCCUGACUGAAGAGCAGAGGCUAGCCACUGAGCCUGACUGAAGAGCAGAGGCUAGCCAGUGAGCCAGGCUGAAGGCUGAAGAGCAGUGAUUUUAACCUUUAUUUCUAAGUUCUUCAGUUUUCCUAAAAGACAAAAGUUUGCCUCCAUAAAGUAUGGCUUAAAAAGUUCUCCUUGCUCUCUUCUUCUUAUCUCCUUCCCUCUUGCUCUUAUGACACAAUAAUUUCCUUACUCUCAAUGCCUUACUCUCAACGCUAUGCCUUUACUUCUAAGUUCUUCUUGAGUUCUGUUCUCUUCAGCUCAGUUCUGUCUAAAAAGCUUUCUCUCUCUUUGUCUGCAGCAUUUGUAUAUCUUUCUGAACACAGCAUCACAUGGUGAAAAGUUCACCACAAGUUUGCACAGGAAUUCAAAUCAUAAGUUGGAUAAUCAGUUUAAGACAGAGAAUGUUUACAUGCAUAUCCAUGAAGAGUAAUCAUCAGGAUAAACCAUCACCAGCUGUCACUAGCUCUGCACAUUCAUGGAGAGUUAAAAGCUGUAAUUUUUAUGAGAAAAGAAUAAGGAACAUUACCUAUAGGCAAAUCCCGUCAAUUAUUUAUGUUCAGUCCUUGCACCUAUAGUAAAUCAUUAGUUCUCUUUUUAUGAACUUUGGUUAAUUGGUUAAUACCCUCUUAGGAUGGGCUAUAAUUUGUAGAUGCCUGCUUGGUAUUGCAGAAGCGAUUCACUCAUGACACUUUAAGAAUGGCAGGGUUCUCAAUGCAAUUUUGAUUACCAGAGAAACAUAAUAGCAGUCCUAUUUUAAAAACUUAAAAUACUAAUCUAAUUUUAGGAAUUCUUAUAGAACCAUCAUUAAGAAUUAAGAAAUCAUCUAUUUGUCUGUACAUCAUCACGCCAAGACAAUACAUCUUCAUUGCUCUGUGGUGAUCUGCUCAAAAGAGUGGGGUAAAGAGCUUGACAAAUACAGAGGCAGAUGCUUGCAGCCAACCAUUUGGCUGAGAGCAGGGUCCCCAAUGGAGGAGUAAGAGAAAGGAUUGAGGGAGCUGAAGGGGUGUACAGCCCCAUAAGAACAACAAUAAGAAACACCCAGAGCUCCCAGGACUGAGACCACCAUCCAAUGUGUACACAUGGACAGACAGACCCAUGGCUACAGCUGCAUAUGUAGAAGAGGAUGGCCUUCUUGGGCACAAAUGGGAGGAGAAGCCCUUGGUCUUGUCAAGGCUUGAUGCCCCAGUGUAGGGGAAAUCAGAACAGGGAGGCAGGUAGGCCUGGGUGGUUGGGUGGGUGGUAACACCCUCAUAGUAGAAGGGGGAGGAGGUAUUAAUAAGGGGUUUUGUGGAUGGGAAACCAGGAAAAGGGAUAACAUUUGAAAUGUAACAAAAGCCCUCUCUGGGGAAGGGACAGCGGAUAAGCUGCUCUGAGCCCCUACUUCCCUGCUGCCUCCCUUUGAUCCAGACAGUGGUGCAUGGUGUCAGCCUGGGACUCUCCAUGGGCUGCUCCUGGCACUGGACUUGGCGUUCAGGGCCAAGAGCAUGAUGAGCAAGGAGCACAUGGUUUGUCCGGAUUCAGAGCUGGGCCAGUGGCCACCAGAUGACAAGCACAGCAUCAUGUACGAUCAUGAGGUCUUCCUGGGCAAGGAGGACUCCAAGACCUUUGAUAGCUAAGCCUGGACGAGAGCAGGAGAGGCUGGGGAAAAUUGUUGACCCAAUUGACAGUGAUGGACGUGGCAUUGUUACUACUGAAGACCUGAAAGUUUGGAUCAAACAGGUACAAAAAAGAUACAUCUACCAUAAUGUGGCUAAACCCUGGAAGGAUUAUGAUAGGGACAUAGUUGUAAAAUCUCCUGGGAAAAAUACAAGCAGGCCACCUAUGGCUACUCCCUGGGACACCUUGUUGAUUUCCAAGACGGCUGUGAUGAUCACAACUUUAAAAAGAUGCCUCCACGAGAUGAGAGGAGGUUUAAGGCCUUGAAGGUGACCUGACAGCUACUCAGGACUGGUUCAUUGCUUUUCUGCACUAAGAGGAUUUAGAACAUAUGAAGGAGAUUGUAGUUCUGGAAACCCUGGAGGAUAUCGACAAGAACGGGGAUGGUUUUGUGGACCAGGAUGAGUACAUUGUGGACAUCUUUUUCUCACGAGGACAAUUGCCCUGAAACAGACUGGGUUUUGUCUGGGGAGCAGUUCAAUGAUUUCCCAGAUCUGAACAAGGAUGGGAAGCUGAACUAGGAUGAGAUUCACCAUUGUAUCCUUCCUCAGGACUAUGACCAUGCAAAGGCUGAAGCCCGGCAUCUGGUGUAUGAGUCAGACAAAAACAAGCAUGAGAUGCUGUCCAUGGAGUAGAUUCUAGACAACUGGACCAUGUUUGUGGGAAGCCAAGCCACUGACAUGGAAGAUCUUACCAAAAAUCAUGAUGAAUUUUGAAAGACAGUCAUCCUCAUGUGGCCAAUGGUCACAGGCUUCCUGCAGAUGUUCUGGGUUAUUGCUGUAUUUGUCAAGUAUAUAGCAGUUGUGUCCCUAAACAAUGAGAAACCUUUCUAAAAAAAUCAUAAAUUGCACCAAACAAUAAUAGUAGGAGAUUUAAACACCCUACUUUCAUCAAUGGACAGAUCAGGGAAAUAGAAAUUAAACAGAGACAUAGAAAUACUAACAGAAGUUAUGAAACAAAUGAAUUUAACAUAUAUUUAUAGAACAUUCCACCCUAAAACCAAAGGAUAUACCUUCUUCUCUGCAUCUCAUGGUACCUUCUCCAAAAUUGACCAUAUUAUCGGUCACAAAAGAAGCCUCAACAUGUACAGGAAGAUAGAAAUAAUCCCAUGCAUCCUUUCAAAAAACCACGGACUAAGGCUGCUGAUCAAUAACAACAAAUAGGACAGAAAGCCCACAUAUACGUGGAAGUUGAAGUCAAUGACAACUUGGUCAUUGGAGACAUAAGAAAGAAAUUAAAGAUUUCUUAGAAUUUAAUGAAAAUGAAGAUACAACAUACCCAAACUUAUGGGACACAAUAAAAGCAGCGCUAAGAGGAAAACUCAUAGCUCUGAGUGCCUGCAAAAAGAAACAAGAGAGAGCAUAUCUAAGCAGCUUGACAGCACACCUCAAAGCUCUAGAAAACAAUUAAAUAAACCCUAGAGGAGUAGAAGGCAGGAAAUAAUCAAACUCAGGGCUGAAAUCAAACAAGAAGAAACAAAACCGAGGAUCAAAAGAAUCAGCAAACCCAGGAACUGGUUCUUUGAGAAAAUCAACAAGAUAAAUAAACACUUAGCCAUACUAACCAGAGGUCACAGAGAAUAUAUCCAAAUUAAUAAAAUCAAAAAUAAAAGGGAGACAUAACAACAAAUUCUGAAGAAAUUAAAAAGAUCAUCAGAUCCUACUACAAAAACAUAUAUUCAACAAAACUGGAAAAUGUGGAGGAAAUGGACAAUUUUCUAUACAGAUACCAGGUACCACAGUGAAAUCAGGAACAAAUAAACCAUCUAAACAACCCCAUAACUCAUAAAGAAAUAGAAACUGUUAUUAAAAAUCUCCCAUCCAAAAGGAGCCCAGAACCAGAUGGAUUUAGUGCAGAAUUCUAUCAGAACUUCAUAGAAGACUUCAUACCAAUACUGCCCAAAUUAUUCCGCAAAAUAGAAACAGACAGAGCACUACCAAAUUCCUUCUAUAAAGCCACAAUUACUCUUAUACCUAAACAACACAAAGAAACAACAAAGAUAGAGUAAUUCAGACCAAUUUGAUUUAUGAAUAUUGAUGAAAAAAAUGCUCAAUAAAAUUCUUGCAAACUGAGUCCAAGAACACAUCCAAACAAUCAUCCAUCAUGAUCAAGUUGGCCUCAUGGCAAGGAUGCAGGGAUGGUUUAAUAUACAGAAAUCCAUCAACAAAAUUCACCAUAUAAACAAACUCAUAGGAAAAAAACCCACAUGAUCAUUUCAUUAGAUGCUGAGAAAUCAUUUGACAAAAUUCAGUAACCUUUCAUUAAUAAAGUCCUGGAAAGAUCAGGAAUUCAAGGCCCAUAUCUAAAGAUAGGAAAAGGCAAAAUACAUCCAACCAGUAGCUAAUAUCAAACUAAACUGAGAAAAUUGAAGGAAUCCCACUAAAAUCAGGGACUAGACAAGGCUGCCCACUCUUUCCCUACUUAAGUACAAUAUGGUACUUAAAGUCCUAGCCAUAGCAAUCAAACAAUGAAAGUAGGUCAAAGGGAUAAAAAUUAGAAGGGAUGAAGUCAAAACACUAAUAUUUGAAGAUGAUAUGAUAGUCUACUUAAGCAACACCAAAAUUCCACCAGAGAACUACUUAACCUGAUCAACAAUUUCAGCAAACUGUCCGGGUAUAAAAUUAACUCAAACAAUUCAGUAGCCUUCCUCUACUCAAAGGGUAAACAGGCUGAGAAAGAAAUUAGGGAAAUGACACCCUUCACAAUAGUCCCAAAUAAUAAAAAAUAACUUGCUGUUACUUGAACCAAGCAAGUAAAAAAUCUGUAUGACAAGAACUUCAAAUCUCCUAAGAAACUGAAGAAGAUCUCAGAAGAUGGAAAGAUCUCCCAUGCUCAAAGAUUGGCAGGAUGAAUAUGGUAAAAAAUGGCCAUUUUGCCAAAGGCAAUCUACACAUUCAAUGCCAUCACCAACAAUAUUCCUACUUAAUUCUUUAUAAAGGUAGAAAGUGCAAUUUGCCGUCAUUUGGUAUAACAUAAAACCCAGGAUAGCAAAACUAUACUCAACAAUAAAAGACCUUCUGGGGGAAUCACCAUCUCUGACCUCAAGCAGUAUUACAGAGCAAUAGUUUGUAUGGUAUUGGCAUACAGACAGGCAGAUCAGGGGAACAUAAUUGAAGACACAGAAAUGAACACACACCUAUGGUCAUUUGAUCUUUGACAAAGGAGGUAAAACAUCCAAUGGAAGAAAGAUAGUAUUUUUAACAAAUGGUGCUGAUUCAACUGGAGGUCAACAUGUAGAAGAAUGCAAGUUGACCCAUUCUUAUUACCCUGUACAAAGCUUAAGUCCAAGUGGAUCAAGGACCUCCACAUCAAACCAGAUACACUGAAAGUAAUAGAUAAAAAGUAGGGAAGAGUCUCGAAGACAUGAGCACUAAGGAGAUAUGGAGGCCAAAUCUAAAGCAGAGACUGAAGGAAAAGCCAUUCAGAGUCUGCCCCACAUGUGGCCCAUAUAUAUACAGCCACCAAAACUAGGUAAGAUUGAUGAAGCUAAAAAGUGCUUACUGAAAGGGACUGGAUAUGCAUCUCCCCUGAGAGACACAUCCAGGGCAUGUCAAAUAAAGAGGUCAGUGCUUGCAGUAAACUACUGAACUGAGAACAGGACCCCCUUUAUGGGAAUUAGAGGAAGGAUUCAAAGAGCUGAAGGGCUUGCAACCCCAUAAGAACAGCAAUGCCAACCAAAUAAACCACUAGCAAAAGACUAUACAUGGACUGACCCAGGGGUCCAACUGCAUAUGUAGGAGAGAAUAGACUUGUUGGGGCACCUGUGGAAGGGGAAGCCCUUGUUCUUAACAAGGUUGGACCCUCAGUGCAGGGGAAUGUCCGGGAAGGGUUUCAAGGGGCGUGGAUUGUGGGACCAUACAUAUGGAGAAGGGUCCCGGGAGGGGGGCUUAUGGACCAAAAACUGGGAAAGGGAAUAAGGUUUGAAAUGUAAAUAAAAAGUAUAUAUCUAUUAAAAACCAAAAUUUUAAAAAAUGAUAAUAAUAGUAAGAAAUAAUCAAGAAAAAAAGAGAAUGUGAAUAAGAAAGAAAUUUUAGGACUUGGAAAAAGAUGAAUGCCAGGUAUUUGAAAAACUGUAUGACCAUGGUAAACACUUUAAUAUAUGUGAGAAAUUUUUUACAUGUUACUGAAUUGCAUCUUUUUUUUAAAUAGUGAAUGGAAAUACAGUCCCUUCCUGUGUGUGAGGCUAGGUAUCCAGAUGUAGUGGAAUUCAUUAUUUGUUGAGUCCUGAACCUUUGAGCCUGCUUCUAACACAGCUUAUGCCAAGGAAACUAGGCGAAGGUGAUAUCUAAGCCAUUGACCAAACUAUCUGGACUAACAAUCACAGGUGAAAUUCCACCUUUUAAAUGGGACGAGCGGAAUAAAAGAUACCUUUAAGGAUUUAAAAAAAUGAAAUGUACCCAAAAAAUCCAAUAAAAAAGUUUCAAAUAAAAAUAACUUAGGAAAUUCAAAAUACUGCGGUGCCAUUCCACAAUCAUGAUGUGUUUCUUCUGUGAUAGCUUACAGGUUAAUUUACUUCUCUAUGACUGUUUUCUUAUUUGAAAGUAAGUAAUGGCAUCAUCUGUGGAGUGGAUGGGGAGAACAAAAGCUUUGCCUAACUUGAAUAAUCGAUCCCUCCUGAGCAUGUGCUUAACAUUCUAAGCACAGGGAAAUUUCCUGAGGGGUUUAAAGAACAAAAUCUAAACAUAAAACAGGAACAACAACGAUGUAAAAACAUUCUGCAUGCUCGAUAUGAAGACAUGUUACAACUUUAAUCAGCUUUGUAGGUAUUUCUAAUAAACAUCCCAAGAAACAAAAAUCCCAUCACAGUCCUAGCAAUUGCAUCCAACAAAGAGAGAGCUGUGAGGCAGUGCCUGCUGCUUCUUUCCCCAGAUACCCCUGGGCCUCAGGCCUGCAUCCAGUGACCUGGACCUAAGAGCAGCCAGGUUGAAAUUCCUGCUGCCAUGGCAGGAUUCUGCAGGAACAUUUCCCUUUGACAACAAGGAACCUGUGUGGAGGAGACCUCUUGGUGAGUCCUCAUGGACUCUGCAUUUCCUAUUCUACAGGGAGAAGCCCUGCCAGGUCUUUGGCAAGGCCAGCCAGUUGUUUGGGGAAGUCUCUGGUCCUGUGGCAGAGGGCGAGGAAUGGCAGAAAGAAUGGCAGCUCCACUGAAAGGUUAACCCUUCUAGGCCUGUGAACUCCUAAUUAAUUUAUCUUUUCACCUGAUGCCCUAUUCACAUUUUCUUACUAUCAUACAACUGUGAUCUUGAUGAGCAGCUGGUCUCUUGUUUUCUUAAUCAGUUCUUUGUUGUCACAGACGUUUUUAACUUACUCCAACCCAUGAGACUUAUUCAUACCUUCUGUAUGCAGUAGGACCCUUGGUGGGCCUGUCAUCUCAAAAAUAGAAGGUUCAGUAAUCCAAAAGAUUGGACUCCAAUUUACCUCAGGCCAGGAAAGAAGUCAGCCACCAUUAGUAAAAUAGCAAGGGAAGAAUUACAUAGGAAAAACAAGUGCCUUAAUUAGAAGAAAAGAUCCUCAACAUCUAAGGGGUGCACAUCUGCACCCCUCUCUUCUGAGCUUUGUAAAGUGAUGUUGUAUAACUCUAGAUGGUAGUAAAAGGCAGAGCUCUCCCCAGAAAGGUCAAACAUGAUUUUCACUCUUACAUCUGUGAGGUGGGGUGGCAUUAUAGCACACAUUCAGGUAGAAUUAUAACACCUAUGAUAAGAAGACAGAAUCCAUAUAUCACAAUGCCAAAUGGACUCCCUCCUCAACUUAUGGACCCAUUAAGAUUGAGGUUCAACCUGAACUGAGGCCAUUCCACUCCCUUCCCAUCCUCCUGAUUCUUAUGUUUAGUAGGAGUAAAGGAUCAUGGUGCAGCCCCCAAUAUUCUCAUGACUAGACUUGCCUAUUCAGGACGAAUGAUAUUGGAGAAGUGAUGGCUAUAUAGUUACAAUGUAGUAACACAAGCUCCAAGUUGACAUUUGCUCACUGACGUCCAAUUUAAUUGUCUUGUUAUAUUUGAGAAAGGGAGGAUGCCCUACUUAAUAUAUAAAAGGGAAAGAAAUUUAUUAUUUUAUAUAUGCCCUGUAGUUGGUCUCUAUGUUCCCAAGAAAAAGGAGUUUUUAUUGCAAAAAAAAAAUAGGAUUAUAGACCAUUGAUUUUGUGAAAUACAUGGCUAUGUAAUUGGAAACAAUGUCAGCUGUCAAGGACUGCACACUAAUCAACUAUUUCUCGGUUUUAUACACUCAGAGGUAUAGAAGAAAAAUAUUGGCCUCCACAAAAGGGAAAAGCUUAAGAAUCGAAAUGUAUGUCACAUGCAUUGUCUCGGCUAGUAGAUUUACUUUUAAGAAAAAACUGCCCCCUCCUUGGCCCCUAGAGAUUUGGGUGCUAAGAAAAAUCUGUUCUCCAAUUCAGGGUUGUAAGCAACUCUCCCCAGCAAAAGCAUUGUUGACUUCUAAUGAAGCAGAGACACAUAUCUAGCUUUGAAAUAGAGGUUGCCAAAUGGUAUUCCCAGUGACACAUGGGAGACUGGAGGAAAGGGUCCCCGAGAAAUUCAUCACUUUGUGGAGAGCUGGUUAGUAGGUAGGCCAUAGAACUUUCCAGUGACAUCAUCAGUAAGCCCUUCACUGGACACUCUAUUGUAUCUAAGAGAUCCCUAGAAUCUUCAGUGAUGUCACCAGUGUUGUGGUGACACCAACUGCCUUUGGGAUAUUACUUCAGUUCCCUUUGGGUUCACAAGCAGGCAUGUUUCGCCAGCUGCUCAGGCUAUUUCGGAAGGAAAGGGGAGAUCAAGGAGAGACCACACCAGGUCAGAGGGAAGCUGACCCCCUCUCUAGUGAAACAGGAAGGAGGAAAUCAUUCUGCGGAAGGCUUGGUUUUGGUAGGAAGGCAUCAUCCCAAAGUGUCAUCAGCAAGCAAGAGGAGCUUCUAAAGGAACUGGAGGAACUCAAAUUUGAAAUCCAGAAGUGUCAAUUCGAGAGGGAUGAACUUUACCAAAUCCUGGACCUUUAUAUCUAUGAUGAUUGGGACCACAGGCUGGAUGUCGAAUUGCCAGUACUUCAAUCCGAACAUGAGAUGAGAAUGAUGGCUAUGCAAAUGAUGACCAACUCAAUAAGUGAUGCCAUGGAGAGGUACAAGGAGCUCAUACAAGUGAACAGUUCUUACCGCGUGAGGCACUCCCAGCUCCUGCGUGAACAAGCUCAAUUGAGGAACAAUAUACAGAUUUUGCUGAAUGAGAAGAGAAAACUGCUGGUGGAGCAGACUGAACUGCCAGCAUCCUCUGUGGAGGCAAAGAGGCUCUGUGAAGAGGCCGGAAUGAACAUCUGUGACCCCAGUGCCAAGCAACAGCAGGUCUGAAGUUCUCCAGCAGAAACUCGAACAUGACACAGACCAGGACAAGAUCUUUCUUGGAGAGAAGAGCUACAUGAGGAGAACUAAGUGUGCACAGCAAAUACACCACUAUUGUAUCUCAUCUGUAAUGUCCAUCACAAUUGUGGACUGCAUUUUCCUCCUUUAGUUUAACUUCUUUGGAUUGAAUAGGCCUUACUUUCACCUCAGCUCUCUCCAGCAAGUGUAUACUUUUGGAGGAAGUCAGAGAAGUGUUGAUGCACAUCAAUCAAGAGCUGCUGGUCAUCCAGAAAGACUGUGUACGUGAAAAUUUGUACUUGUCCUGAUGGGUCAUCCAGAAGAGUUUCAUGGAGAUCAGUUCACAACAUUGGACAGACUAUGAAACAAAGUCUGUAAUAUCAUUUAUACUCAGUAUUGGUAGGCUUUUUCCUUAAUACCCCCACUCCAACAAAACAGACCUACCUUCACUUCUCUUGAAAAUAUUAUUACCAUCAGUAACUGCUUGUCUACUAUGUCUCCAAGGCAAGCCACAGGCUAUAAGCCAAUUCUGCAAAAGGAGCAGCAAAAGAAUGCUUAGUGCAAUUCCUCUAUUUAAAGUUUGCUUGAGUUUUGAUUAUUUUGUUAUUUGGUUUUCCUUCUAUUCAUUUGAAGAUUUGUUAUUUAUGUGUUGUUGUUGUUUUGUUCAUUUUGUUUUCUAUUUUGAUAAGGAUAUAGACUGUAUAUAUUGACUACCUGCAUCUGGUUACUAUCAAGUAAAUUGGAUGUAUUCUGGUAAAUAAAGGAGUAAUCUCAAA
Molecule: messenger RNA, 12895 nt
Organism: Rattus norvegicus (Norway rat)
Lineage: Eukaryota; Metazoa; Chordata; Mammalia; Rodentia; Muridae
Source: RefSeq, a predicted model, not a curated record